Cherax quadricarinatus is the source of this 4999-nucleotide messenger RNA. Its product is annotated as protein sel-1 homolog 1. Gene Ontology annotation, molecular function: protein binding. Gene Ontology annotation, cellular component: endoplasmic reticulum membrane. The record is from RefSeq and is a predicted model, not a curated record. Gene Ontology annotation, biological process: ERAD pathway. Lineage: Eukaryota; Metazoa; Arthropoda; Malacostraca; Decapoda; Parastacidae.
UUAAAAUACAAUGCAUACCUUAGUAUGAGUAUAAACAUUACCACAAUUACUUGUCACUGAAUGUUAAAUGUCAGGACCAUUUUUUAAGGAGUAGAAAUAACACGUCAGAUAAGAGCAUCUCACGGUGCUUGAGGUCGUAGUUGCGUCAGUGAUUCAGGUUUAUCUUAUCACAGUGUGACACGUCGCCUUAAAGCCAUAUAUACCGCUGUCUUUCAAGGUGGAACUCAGUCUAUAUCAUCAGCUAGAUAGCAAUAACUUAGUAGAGAGAAUUCGCACUGUGAACACUACAGCUUGUGUAUACAAUUGUCAUUAUAUGUGAGACUUUAUAUUUGCACUCAUAAACAUAAUGUGGGCGAGACUGACUAUAGGUAUAAUAGUGCUGGUGAUUAAGGUACGAAGUGGUGAAGUAGCAGAGUGGCGCCAGCAAAGAGAAAAAGCGGUGGACGCCCUUUUCCACCAGCAGGAGGCAGCAUGGGGCGUGGAGGUGCUACAACAGGCGGCCAGUCAGGGCAACCUGGACGCCCAGAGUGACUUGACCCUGGCACACCUCCUGGGUAUAGGUGUGACCCAGGACAUCGCUGGGGCAGCAGCAUCAUCAAGCAGCUUGGUGAGUGUUGGGGGAGCUCGUGCCCACACUACCCAGGCCCUCCUGCUUUCCCAUAACCUGACAGGCAGCUCUCUGACACAGCAGGAGCGCCAGAACCAGGCUGUGUCGCACUACCUGUUGGCUGCCAUCAACAAAGACCCCCUGGCGCAGAUCAUGGUGGGUGGGCACUACUGGAGUGGUGGUGAUUGUGAAGCAGCACUCCAGUACCUGCGACGAGCAGCAACCACCGUUGCUGACACCGUCAGUGAUGAGGCAAAGAGCCGCACUCCACCCAGAUAUAUAUGGGAUGAGGACGACACCACACUAAUGACCUACCAGAUACCCUCCCUCGACGAGUUCCAGUUUUUGGAGUACUCAGCCAUGACUGGUGACCACGAGGCUGCCCUCAGAGCUGCAAUCAUCCUUUACAAGGGUGUGCCCGAUGUAGGGUAUGACCCUGUACGUGCUGCUGAGUACCUGCGGCAGGCGGCGGAGGCAAACAUCACCACCGCCAUGGUGAUGCUGGCUGCUAUGCACCUCCACAACACUGUCACUCCAGACCGUGAUGACACACUUGACCUACUUCAGACAGCUCUUGCUUUCGGAGAUAAGACUGCCCAUACAUAUUUAGGUCUACUCUACCUAAAAGGGUAUGGGGAUGUGCCUAAAAAUUUAGGAAAAGCUAAAAAACACCUGCAGCAAGGCAUCAAAAUGGGCAGUGUUGAGGCAUUCUACUUAUUAGGUAAAUUAUAUGAAGACCCCGACAGUUCAGGGUCGGUAGAGGAAGCCAUGAUGAUGUGGGAAGUGUCAGCCAUGUUUGGUCAUGUGCCCUCAGCUUUCAAAGUGGCUGAGAACUACUGGCAGAAGAUGACCAAAACAGCGUUCACCGUAGUCAAAGAUAGUACCUCGGCCUUGGCAGAAAAUUGGUGUCAUAAAGCUCUCCCACUGUACAGGAUGACUGCACUCUCAGGAAGCUGGCAAUACCUGCAGGAGGCCGCCUACGAUGACUACAGGCGGGGACUUUACUCAUCAGCACUUCUCAAGUACCUCUUGCUCUCAGACAUGGGGUACACGUCAGCACAUGUAAACGCAGGUCGUCUACUAGACUCUGGUGUGACCGGCGUGUACAGCAGUGUAGAGGCAGCCCAGAGUGAGGCCCUGAAGGUGUGGCAGCGUGCUGCAGAUGCAGGAGUUGCUGCAGGGCAGCUGCGCCUCGGUGACAUGUAUUACUAUGGCCAGGGUGUCCCGCUAGAUGUAAUAGCUGCAGCCCAACAUUACAGUGACGCCGCCAAGAUGGGCAGCGCUCAGGCCAUGUUUAACAUGGCCAACAUGAAAGAGUGGGGCCAGGGAGUGAGUCAGAAUAUCACCAACGCCAGAAUGUUGUACGAAGCUGCCCUUGAGGCCAGCCCAGAUGCCUAUGUACCUGUCGGGUUAGCACUCUUCAGGAUGAAUCUCCUACUUGCUGUUAACUCCACCCUCGGCCUUGAUAUAUAUGCUACUAAUUGGCUACCUAGGAAACGAAGCAAUUUAUUUUCAAAUUUAGAUGCACUGUUACCUGCCUGGGAUGUUGCUCUUAUGGUAGUCUUGACAAUAGUUAUCGUUGUAAUGGUAACAACAGGCAGGUACAGGCGCUGAUUACUUCAUGUUUGUAUAUCUUGGAGGUUAUAUUUCGGGUUAAACUGUUAGCCUUUGUCACUUGAUUACCAGUCGUCAUGCAAAUCUGCAUUCACAAUCACCAUACAGAUAUGUUUGUCAUUCACCAUUACCAUACAGACACAUUUGUCAAGGCAUUAUAACAUAUCUGCAGAUUUGUGAGACCAUCACUACAGAAACAUGCUUAUCUAAGUCAUUAAGUAUAUCAGUCACGAUCACCAUACAGACAUGUAUGUCAAUCACUAUCACAAUAACUUCAUUGUAAGUCAUCAUCAUAUUUGUAAGUCACCAUCACCAUACUGACGUUUGUUAAUCACCAUCACCUUACGUUUGUUAUUCACUAUGCCUGUCAGGUGCCAAACCUGGCGCGUUUCUAGAUGGACCAUCUCACAUUCGCAUCUCGUCACUUUUUGACCUCGAGGAUUGUAAUUUAAUUGAUGCAUACAUUGAAAAACAACAGACCAGUGUACACAUGUUAAAUAUAUUUUUAAGUGUUUUCUAGUCAGUUAAUAGAUAAUGAUAAUAUAAUGCCCGCAGAUAUUCCAAAUAGCAUAAGAAUGAUACACAGUAGGCCUAUAUUCGGCCACAAUACUGAUAAAACUAAAACUAGACGUGUCUAAUUUGUAUGCCAAUAAUACUGCUCUCCUUUCUUCCCCAAAUAGAGCUGUAUAAUCCUCCGGGUUUAGCGCUUCCCCCUUGAUUAUAAUAAUAAUAAUUCCCCAAAUAGAAAAACCUAUAUUGUGGUAUUUCCUCUUGUAUCAAUUUUGUUGCUGUUUUCGAAACUCCCAUAGCUGUAAAAAAAAUUAUCUUCUAAUGUUACAAGUGUACUAUAUAAUGAUGUGGAGAUUAUAACCGAACAAAAGUCUUUCAGCAGUGUAAAAAAAGAACACAAUAUUUUAAAAUGAUGAACCCAUACCACGGAUAAUUAAUUCCAUGAGGAAGGUUUGUUAAAGGGCUGGAACAAGUGAAUAUUUGUCAGUUAAGUAUUUAUGAAAACUGUAAUAUGUAUAUAACUGAACUAUUGUAAGUUCCUAAUUACAGUUUAAUUCUUGUGUGUUUGUUUUUUUAGUGGUAAAUAACUGCAUUCUUUAUUUAGUCAAGUUUUAGAGAAUGGGAAGCUAAUUUCAUGUAUUCAGACUCACAUUUCAGAGGUACUAACAACGAAGAGAAAAAAAAUUUGGAGCUAUGUAAAAUUAAGGUGAGGUACUCUUUCUUAGUACCUCUGAAGAGGUGUGUGUGAACACAAAGAAAGAGUUCAGGUCCUGCUUUAUACAUGUGACAAAUUUCAAUUGCAGGUAAAAAUCAGUUUUACUCCUGAUAAAAUAUGUAGCACGUUCUAUAUUUUAUUUUUAUAGAUAGGUCAUACUAAGUCACCUGAUGCUCUAGGAUGAUGUGUAAAAUUACCUACUGUUGUUAGUCAUAAUUUCAUACUAUUAUUCCUAAAUACUUAACUGAUAUUUUCGGAAUUAUAUGUACGAAUCACAAUACUAAUUAAGGACAUGGGUAGCAGAACCCAGAAUGAAUGAGCUGUUAAGUUUUUCUGAGGUAUGACUUGGUUCUCCUCUCCCCAGAAAAAAAUAUUGCAUAGAAUACACCACUAAAUAGAAUGUGAUGAUGAUGAUAGCUUAGUUUUAUUUAGGCUGAUCUAUAUCAUCGGUGACAACACAUUCACAUUUCUUCCGCCACCGACAUUAUGUUAUGAAACGAGAAACUGACAUAGUUUACUCAUUACUUGUACAAAUUGUACUUAUUACUUAAACAAAAAGUUCUCUCUGUUUCUUCUCAACCCUUAAACUGUCCAAGCAGAUCUAUGUUCACAUGCGUAGUGCUCUAAAAGUAGAUCUACGUUUUUUUUUUUUUUUUACAUAUUUUCAAAUAUAACAAAAAAAGUACAUCAAAGUUUUUUUUACACAUUUUCAAAUGUAAAAAAAGAAAAGAUCUACUUUUUUUACAUACUUUCAAAUGUUGAAAAAACGUAGAUCUACGUCUGGACAGUUUAAGGAUUAACCUCUGUAACAACACACGUAGAGUGAUUUCAUUUUCAAAACUUUGUUUCUCGUUAUUAUAAUUUUAACAUUUAUAUAGCAAUUUUACUUUUAAAUGCUACCUCCACAUAAUUACAUGAACUUAUUUCAUACUGCCAUGACUCUAGUCUAGGGCUAAUGGGCCUCACGCUGGUAAAAUUACCAAUGUUUAGUGCAACUAUAGUUUGUUGCUAUUACAAAAACCAGUCGAAACACAUUGAAAAUGAAGGUUAUAGAGUAUAUUGUUCGGUAAUGUUUUCUUUAAGUUAAAUACAGAAUCUACUAUGGUUAUGGCUGUGAUUUUGAUUUAUAUCAUGUUAUUCUGUACAUUAGGCUGUGAGUAAACAAUUAAGCGACAUGCUGUUUUAUUUCCGAUUUGGGGUAUUUUUUAUAUUGAAGAAAACUAUUUUGUAUACAAUUCUAGUUUGUCAUGUGUUUUAUGCAUAUGUUUGUACAUAUGUAUGAUCAUACAUGCCUACUUCUACAUACAUAUAUGACUGAUUUUGUAAUACCAUGUUUGUAGUAUUAACUUAGAAUUUCCAUGUAUGAAUUAACUUAAAAAAUGUGGAAUUAUUGUUAGUUUCCCGUGUUUAGAGGAGCUAAAUUACUAUAUAUAGACUAAGAUAUGAAUGCUAUCUAUAGAUUCAUUAAAUCAGCUCACUUUCUAGCUUCCACAAAUAUAAGAAUUUACAAAUUUUGUCUAGUCUACAAGUUCCAAAUAAACAAAAGUACAAAU